UUUGUGGGAAAGCUUUCAUCGCCAGCUUUCGCCGAUAUCGGGUGGCAACGUCUUGGUUUUAUCGCAACCUCUGAGGCCUUCAGCUUUAGUUUGCAUUUGCAUUGCGCAAAGUGCAAAUCUCAUCAGAAAAACUAGUGUCAUCAUGUCUUUUUGGAGCCACGUACUGGAUGCCCUGCUGGCACUAGUCCACAUCCUGAGCGAUCGUCUCCUGGAGUUCGUUUUGGGAUGGUAUCUGGGUGACCACAAACGAGUUCCGGGUCCACCAAGUUUGGAACAACAGUCUUUGCUGAGCAAGAGUGCCGUGGAGUUAGCCCAACAGAUACGGGAACGUAAGCUGCGGAGUUACGACAUAGUCAAGGCGUACUGUGAACGGAUCGAGAGCGUUAAUCGGGAUCUAAAUGCUGUGGUCGAUGGUCCAUUUCCGGAAGCCUUGGAUCAGGCACGGGAAAUUGAUCGUAGAUUGGCCAAAAAAGAGUACACCGAUGAGGACUUCCGGCGUCAGCCCUUCCUGGGAGUUCCCUUCUCAACUAAGGAUAGUACCGCUGUGGCCGGAAAGCUCCAUACCUUGGGUCUGGUAUCCCGAAAAACGGAACGGUCGUCUACGGAUGCCGAAUGUGUUCGCUUGAUGAAGGAAAGUGGCGCAAUUAUCAUCGCCACCAGCAAUAUUCCGGAGGUAAAUAAGUGGAUUGAGUCGAGGAAUAUGCUAAUUGGUGGAACCAACAAUCCAUAUGAUCUAAGACGGUCUGUUGGCGGUUCUUCGGGUGGAGAAGCCGCUCUGAUUGCCGCCUGCUGUACGGGAUUCGGCUUGGGAACCGAUAUAGGUGGUUCCAUACGUAUACCGGCCUUUAACUGCGGAGUCUUUGGACACAAGCCCACCUCCGGGGCAGUCAACAUGGCCGGUUGUACUUUUAGAACCGGCAAAGAAAAAGAGACAAUGGUCUGUGCCGGCCCAAUGAGUCGUUUCGCCCGAGAUUUACUGCCCAUGAUGCAGGUUCUGGCCGAGCCUUCCCUUAAAUCCAAGCUAAAGCUGGAUGAAAAGGUGGAUUUGAAGCGUCUACGUUACUUCUAUGUGGCUUCCAAUGGCAUGGCUCAGUGUAAUCCUAUUAAUAAGGAAACCGAAAGAGUUAUGUAUAAGAUCCGUAAACAUUUUGAGAAUCUGAGCGGAAAGGAUGUGCAACAUGCCAACAUACCUAAUACCAAUUUGACCGGCAAGAUGUGGCGCUAUUGGAUGACCCAGGAACCGGCCAACUUUAAUUUGUUACUGGGUAACGGCGCUGAACUCAAUCCAUUUGUGGAGCUCUUCAAGAAACUCCUGGGACAAAGUGACUACAGUAUGGCAGCCAUUUACGGUCUGAUUGAUGGUGUUUUGCCCAAGGAAAAGGAGAAACUAAUAAGGGAAGCCACGGCAAAGUGCAGGAAAUCGGUCCAGGAAUUACUAGGCGAUGAUGGGGUUUUGUUUUUCCACAGUUCUCCGAGGACGGCGCCAUUCCAUUUCUAUCCAUUGGUCAAGUUCAAUGAUUUUGCAUACUUCAGCCUGUUCAAUGUGCUCCACUUGCCGGCUACUCAGGUUCCCAUGGGUCUCGACUCGAAGGGUAUGCCGCUGGGCAUCCAGGUGGUGGCCAAUCCGAAUAAUGAUCGUCUUUGUCUUGCGGUUGCCGAGGAAUUGGAACGGACUUUUGGGGGUUGGGUGCCUCCAUUUCCCUUGAAAAACUAGAUGCUUUAAAGGACCAAACUAUUGUUAAAAUACUUUCGGUGUCGGUAACGCUCAAGACUGUCGCUUAUGGCCUUUGUUACAGGAAUUUAAUAAAAUUGACUAUUUUUCGAUUGUUUGAGUAUUUUAGGUAUUCAUGUAACUUGGUAUUUUAGAGUUGUAAUAAACAAUUUUGACUUAAUAAAUCGAAUUUUUAAUAUUUAAA
Molecule: messenger RNA, 1916 nt
Organism: Drosophila eugracilis
Lineage: Eukaryota; Metazoa; Arthropoda; Insecta; Diptera; Drosophilidae
Product: fatty-acid amide hydrolase 2
Source: RefSeq, a predicted model, not a curated record